GGAUGUAGAUGAGCGGCCAGAAUGUGGAAAAGGAGGUUUUUGAACCGAAAAGAACGAUUAGGAAGAAUAAAGUUUGAGUAAAACUAGAUAAAAUGAAAAAUUUCAUGAAGAAGCAAUUCUCAAACCAAAAGAAAUCUUAUAUUCAGAAACUCAUUAGGUUCAAAAGCUGCUCGCCUUCUAAAAGAACCUUGGUCAGACAACCUAGGCGAAGGGUUCACACAGAUAAGAAAAACAGCAGAAAUGUCUCAAAAAUUAGUUCUUUAUCAAAAAGAGUAGUCCCUAGAGUCUUUAGUCCAGUAGCUAAAAUUAUAUCCAAACUUAUCCAAAAGGAUAUUAAUUUAAGAGAAGUUAUCUAUAAGAAUAACGCUAAGACAGGGUCUCAUUCUUCUAAGUUAGCCAAGAAAAAAGUGAAGCCUAACUUUAAAGGGAAGAUAUCCAAGCUAGCUAAGCAAAAGAGCAUUAAAAAGCCUGUGAAAUUAACAAUAUCGAAUAUUUUUGGAGACUCAUCAGCCUCUUCACACGCUCAAAAUCAUUGUAAAAAUAUGAGAUACAGCCAGAUUCCAGAUUUGAAACUUCAUCAUAACCAAAAGAUGGAUGUUAUUCCAUGAGAGUCUAAGAGAUCUCGCUUUAACUCAGCUGGUCAGAACUAUGAAGUAUACAUGUCGAUGAACCAGGAAGAGUCUGAUAAUGUUCUUGAUAAGUACCUUCUAAGUAAGCCUGCAGAUUCACCCAAAGACUGAAGAUUUCCCCAGAUGGAAAAACAGAGAGAAGAAGGCUUAUAUCAAACUUUCUAUCCAGAAUACAGAGCAAACUGCCAAAAACUUACUUAGCUAAAUUAAUAUUUGUAACAUCUGAAGAACAAGAAUAAGCUAGCAAAACUCAUCCAGUAUAAAAAUCUAAAUGCUCCAAUAUCAAAA
This is a messenger RNA of Moneuplotes crassus, 917 nucleotides long. The record is from the annotation of a GenBank genome assembly. Lineage: Eukaryota; Ciliophora; Spirotrichea; Euplotida; Euplotidae.